Messenger RNA from Cladophialophora immunda, 1626 nucleotides. RefSeq lists its product as uncharacterized. The coding region runs from base 203 to 784 and encodes 193 amino acids. Gene Ontology annotation, cellular component: ESCRT II complex. The record is from RefSeq and is a predicted model, not a curated record. Gene Ontology annotation, molecular function: structural molecule activity; protein homodimerization activity. Gene Ontology annotation, biological process: protein transport to vacuole involved in ubiquitin-dependent protein catabolic process via the multivesicular body sorting pathway. The transcript has a single exon. NCBI's taxonomy places the organism in Eukaryota, Fungi, Ascomycota, Eurotiomycetes, Chaetothyriales, Herpotrichiellaceae.
GGGACAAGGACCGAGAUGGGAGAGAAGAGGUCCAGGUUUGUUGUCGCCAAAAUUGAAACCAAGACGCUCAUUACACUUUCCCUUGGUAGUCAACCGACAAACCAUUCCCACUCUUUACGCGUGGUCAAAAAAGGGAUGCGCAUUUCCAGGCCGAAGAAGAUGCGGUGACCAUCACCAGAUAUCAAAACCACCACCAAACAAAAUGGCAUCGGCUGCAACUGGCCAACAACAGCCAUCACACGAGGACCUCCCAGAAUCAGUGUUCAAGAAGAGCUACAACUUUCCGCCUUUCUUUAGCGCCCAGCCCACCUCCUUAACCCGGCAAGCCCAACUGAAAAAAUGGUCUGAGUUCAUCCAGCGCUAUUGCAGACAUUACCGUCUUUUCCAACUCUCAGUCAUUGACACCCUUCAAAGUCCUCUGUUCUACAACUCGAAACUGAGAAAGGGGCUCAGUCUAAAAGAUGCAAAGGCUGUGGUAGAUCACAUGGCCAGUAAAGAAGGUGACGAGAGAGCUGAAUGGCGCGGUCCCGACAAGUCUGUGGCAUGGAUUUGGUGGCGGAAACCCGAAGAAUGGGCAACCCUGAUCGUUAACUGGGUCGAGGAAACCGGUCAGAAGGGCACGGUUUUGACUCUUUAUGAAUUGGUUCAGGGCGAAACGACAGAGAAGCAGGAAUUCUAUGGACUGGAUAUGGAAGUGCUGCAAAAGAGUCUCAACACGCUCGUCAAGAAGGGAAAGGCGCAAGUCUUUGGAACAGAGGAUCAGCAAGGUGUCAAAUUCUUCUAAAUGGUGUACAGCCAGACAAGGCACUCCAUACCGGCUGUGGCCCUGAAACGCCAAACAUUCAUUCGAUUCAUCAGAAUACGUUAUCAUCUCUCGACAACUCGUGCGGUUUCGUUGGCAUAAUCUCCUGGGAGAUUGCAGUUUCCAGAAGCCAGCUUGACGUCACGAUUUUAGGCACUUUCCGACUGCCCUCAGCCAUCUCUUUGAAGCGUGACCAUAGACCGUGAUGGUCGCCUUCUUCGUGACUCAGCAAAUAUACAUCGUGGUUGUCAUCGGUAUCUGUAAACACCUCGCCGUCUGCUCGUCCGGACGGAACUAUCGUUCCUUUGCGAUUCUUCCACAACAUACACCGCCCACCGUUGGCUUCUACAAUGGCUUUGUAUACGUCAAAGCCCCUAGGGAUAUUCUCCAUGCAGUAGACACACCGGCCCUGAAGAAGUUUAUUUGCAUUCUUUUGCGCCCGCUGUCGAGAAUUAUCCAGAUUGAGCUGAAUGUUCUUCUCGCUUUCUUUGUCGCGCAGCUUGUACUUCUCUGGGUCGAGUAACUUGUCGCCAACAAGACAAUCAUCAAUAAAAUCCGUCGAGAUAACCAAGGGCGCGUAAGCAAGAGCAGUCACGAAUUUCACCGUCCGGACAAUUCUGGGGGCUGCAAGAUGUGUCGCUUUGCUGGCGUCGGAAGUAACGAGAAUCCCGAGGUCGCGAAGGUGUUUCUACAACAUUAAUGGAAAGAACACAGAUGCGGAUGCUGAAUACACUCACCUUGUCAUGAUCCUCGACUUUGCUCUUAUUCACCCACCUCUUGUACCCAGAAACCACAAGACGAAUUGUGGGGGCAUCUUCGCGCUU